Molecule: messenger RNA, 783 nt
Organism: Linderina pennispora
Lineage: Eukaryota; Fungi; Kickxellomycota; Kickxellomycetes; Kickxellales; Kickxellaceae
Exons: 1
Biological process (GO): mRNA export from nucleus
Cellular component (GO): nuclear pore
Molecular function (GO): structural constituent of nuclear pore
Source: RefSeq, a predicted model, not a curated record
AUGAGCAUUUCGCCUACUGCCAGGGUCGCCAUCCAGAUGCUGAACGCGAGCCAGGACGGACGCAUCAACAUCACGCAGCUGUAUACUGAGAAGGUUGCACUCGAGGACAAGCUCAAGAAGUCGGAAGCAGAGGUUGCUUGUCUGCGCGAGAGCAUGGAGCAGAUACUGAGCGAGAUCGAGGAGCGUGGCCCGAUUAUCGCCGCAGAGCGCGAAGAGUAUCAUAGGCUGCUCGAGGAGGCAGACAAGCUGUCGUGCGAUCUCACAGAAUCGCGGCAGGAGAAUGACAAGAACGUGGCUACGCUGAAAAAGACUCGCAAGGAGCGCGAUUUGCUGCGCCAGCAGCUUUCAGCUGAGGAGCAGCAGACCAGAGACCUGUCGCGGCAGGUGGCCAAUCUGCUGCGCAAGGCGGAGGAGGCGCGCUCCGGUGGCCGCACGGUGCCUGAGGCGCGUGAUAACGGCGGUCGGCCGAGCGCAUCGCAGGUUACACCUGAUGAGGAGGAACAGUGGCUGGAUGAUGUCGACAAGGUUAUUUCGCAGGGGCUGGUGACAUUCAACAACAUCACCGAGAUUGUUGAGCAGAACCGGCGUCUUUUGCGAACCACCCGCGAACUAGCGAGCCACGUUGCUCAGGAAGAGGAGCGCCAGCGCGAGGCAAACGAGGGCGAGGUCAAGGAGGCUCUGGAUCAGGCCGAGGUGAUGCUCGAUCGGUUAACCAAAGAGCUGCAUACCACCAAGACCCGGCUGAGUGUAGUCGAGCGCGAGCGCGAUAUGCUCAAGUCAAUC